Molecule: messenger RNA, 943 nt
Organism: Hibiscus syriacus
Lineage: Eukaryota; Viridiplantae; Streptophyta; Magnoliopsida; Malvales; Malvaceae
Exons: 4
Coding region: 80-943 (287 amino acids)
Source: RefSeq, a predicted model, not a curated record
UCUGCUAAUGUAAUGAACAGACAAGUAGCUGGUCAGUCCAGCACUUUAAACGAAUCAACACCUUCCUGCUGCACACUAAAUGAUUCAACAACGACAAUGCAUGUAUCUGGUGUUGCAAAGUGUUUGUUCAAUCAGACACAGCUAUCCCCCUCCAACUAAUUCUUCAGGUCCUAAGACACCCCCACGAGCAGUUUCCCCUCAGAGUGAUAAAUCAAUGACUCCACCAGGUGUUUCAACUGCUAACUGCAGUCACAACGUUACUCCUCAAGAGAUCACUCCUACUAACUGCACCAUAAUUUCAACUGAGAGAGUUACAGUUAGCCCUUUAAAGCAAAUGACAUGUUACACCAUUGAGAGAAAUCAUUGCAUCUCCUCUUGUUCACCAGUUAAGACAUGCUUGAAGAGGGUUGGUAAGAGAGAUCAUGUAAAGAGCAGGCUGGACUUUGAUGGUUCUGAUACAACAUUGCAGGUGGACAAACCAAUAGUCAACGAGAUUUCAACAUCCGAGUCUGAAAUGGAUGCAUAUCUUUUUGAUCUGGAUUUGCCAAAUUUAGAUGCUUUAGGGGAAAAUUUCUCCUUCUCGGAACUGUUAGUGGAUCUUGAUCUCGGAUCUGAUGGAUUUGGCUACCCUUGCCAACCAACAUUGGGUACUUCUGGAGCUGCACUUUCAGGGUAUUGGUUCUGCUUCACUAGUUUCUCCACUUAUUUCUUCACUAGUUUCAGGUCAUCUCAUGAAUCCGGGGAUGACAAUCUGGGGGCUAAUCAAGUAAUGUCGAAGUUUUCAUCUACUGUCACAGAAGUGCUUUCGGAGAAUAACAUGAAUGCAAAAGGAGCCAGCACCCUUACAUCAGUGAAGUCUAUAACAAAAUGCAUAAAAAUAUUGAGUCCUGCAAAAGGUCAAAGGAAUUCUCUGGAGCAACAAAAUUAUCCUGCUCCAAACUGA